Vollenhovia emeryi is the source of this 1608-nucleotide messenger RNA. RefSeq names its product ribosomal L1 domain-containing protein CG13096. The record is from RefSeq and is a predicted model, not a curated record. Lineage: Eukaryota; Metazoa; Arthropoda; Insecta; Hymenoptera; Formicidae. The transcript is spliced from 4 exons. The coding region runs from base 55 to 1167 and encodes 370 amino acids.
GCAUUCGUUGCGAGAGGCCUCUUCCGUUUUGUCGCCUUCCUGCGUAGCCGAGCCAUGCGUCCCGCCGGUGAUGAGAAAACGAGGCGAAAGAGCGCGGAGUCCACGCAAGCGACGCGGAAGCGGAAACGAGCGAGUUCCGAGACUGCGACAACCGAGGACUCGCCCGAGGAGUUCAACCUCAAGGAGCUGUCGAAGAAGCAAAUUCUACAGUGCAUUUCUGCGAUUUUUCACCUGACUCAAGAACAGUUGAAGGAGACGAACAAUCUUCUCGCCGAGGAGGCUCAGCCGAUAUUCGUACAAGUGACCAGCGUCAAAGUCCCACAGAUGCCUCGCAGACAGAUGAGGAUAUUGUUGCCGUACUCAAUAGUGGCUCCAGACGACGAAGUAGCUUUGCUUGUUUGCGACUUGCAGAGAGGAAGAAAAAAGGAUUACGAGCCAACGGUGGAGUACUACAGAGAUCUGCUGCAAAAGCAUGGAUGCACUUGCGUGAACGAAAUAAUACCUAUGAAUCGCAUCAAGACCGAGUUCGAUCAAUUCGAAUUGAAGAAGAAACUCCUUGCCAGCUACGAUCACUUUCUCGUCGACGGUCGCAUCGCUGGCCACAUGUCUCACUUGUUAGGGAAACACUUCACCAAGAAAAGGAAGCUACCGACCUCGAUCAAGAUUGAGAGCAAGGACUUGAAGCACGAGAUCGACUACGCAUUGAGGAAGACCAGUAUGCUGCUUCAUUCUCACGGCGAUACUCAUAUGAUGCAAAUCGGGAACACGUCCAUGGACAAGAAGCAUAUCCUGAAAAAUAUAUUGGCUGCCUGCAAGAAACUAUCCAAAAACUAUCCGGGCGGUUGGGCAAACAUACGAGCUCUCCGACUGAAGGGCACAACCACUCUGGCACUGCCUUUCUACAUGACGUUAAAGGAUAAAAACACGGUCGAUCAACGUAAAAUCAAGAUACAGCCGAAGAGACCGAAAGCUUACCGCGAUGUGGAGGGAGAGCUUUCGACAUUAUCAUACGACGCUACGGUCACAGUUAAACCCGAAGGCACAGUAAUUAUCAAAAAACAUGAUAAGAAAGUCACAAAGAAAACAGCUAAAAAUUUAAAGAACGCGAAAACUAUUACCUUGAAAUCUAGUAAGAAAAGUGAUCGUGCAAAAACUUUAAAUACAUAAUAUUGUAUAAUAUAAAUUUCAUAUUGAUUUCAUUAAUAUUAAUUGAAUGAAAAUUAAAUUUACACACUAUUGUAUAUUUCAAAAGUAUUCGUGAUUACUUUUUUACAAGCUUUCAAAGUAACAAGAGUUCACGUAAAUUAAAUCUCGCGCGCGGUUCUAGCUACGCUUGACGCGAGACACAGUGUCUGGUGAUGUAUUACGUUUUCGUCACAUUCGUAAUGCGAACGAGGGAGAUCACUGUUUUUUCGAUAUAAAAUAUUAAAUUAAUAUAUAUUUCAAAAGUAUUUGUGAUUAUUUUUUCCUAAAUUUCAAAGUAGUAGCAGAGUUUUCACGGUCCUUCAAUUUUCAGCCUUUUUUUUACUUGAUUACCUUUUGAACAGGAUAUUAUUUCUUGGGUACCGUUAUCUGACAAAUAAAGGCAAUUUUUUGCUUAACAAAUAA